This is a messenger RNA of Topomyia yanbarensis, 549 nucleotides long. RefSeq lists its product as uncharacterized. The record is from RefSeq and is a predicted model, not a curated record. NCBI's taxonomy places the organism in Eukaryota, Metazoa, Arthropoda, Insecta, Diptera, Culicidae. The transcript has a single exon. The coding region runs from base 1 to 549 and encodes 182 amino acids.
AUGAAUGUGUCGGUAAACGUCCACGCAGUCCAUGUCCCCAUCAUAAUUUUCGCCGAAUACUCCAACUGGCGAAAACUCAUCAGAGUAGUUGCGUAUAUGCUCCGGUUCUCGAGGAACACUCAGACGAAGCUACAGUAUCGUACUCCUACGACCGGAAUCCUCAAUCAGGAAGAGUUAUUAGAUGCUGAACACUGUCGUUACAAGCAAGCACAGCUGGACGAAUACAGUAAGGAAAUUGCAUUGUUAUCGGGUUUCAAGAAUGUUUCCGGAGUCAAAGCUACGAUCUACAAGCUAUCGCCAUUUCUCGACGAAAAAGGAGUUCUGCGCAUGCUUGGAAGAUCUGCUGGUUGUAAAUUCAUCCAACCGUCCGCCGCCCAUACCAUUUUGCUGCCGAAGAAGCACCCAUUAACCACACUUGUCGUCCGUUUCUACCACGAGCGCUAUCAUCAUCUGAACCAUGAGACAGUCGUCAACGAAUUACGUCAGAAAUAUCGAAUCCCGAAGAUGCGAAGAGUCUGCUACAAGAUUCGACAAGACUGCCAGGCCUGA